Molecule: messenger RNA, 3508 nt
Organism: Cicer arietinum (chickpea)
Lineage: Eukaryota; Viridiplantae; Streptophyta; Magnoliopsida; Fabales; Fabaceae
Source: RefSeq, a predicted model, not a curated record
GAGGUAUAUAAAUACGUACCAUAGAGUAGGUAUGUAUAUGAGCUCAUACACAACAUAACCUCUCUUCUCUUCUUUAACUAUCAUCAUCCUUUUUUUUUUCUUGGGAUUCAGAAUUUUUCAUUCAAUGACUUUAUAAUCCUCUUUGAAAUUUAACUCUUGUAUUUCUUUGUUCUCCUCAUAUUGAUAUUUCAGUUCAUUUUUGUUCUCUUUUUGGCACAACAUGGCUGCUGGUGAAAAUGGUUCACUCUCACUUGACAAUAUCAAGAAUGAGACUGUUGAUCUGGAACGUAUUCCAAUUGAUGAAGUGUUUGAGCAAUUGAAAUGUACCAGGGAAGGUUUGUCCACUGCAGAAGGAGAAAACAGGAUUCAAAUUUUUGGUCCAAACAAGCUAGAAGAGAAAAAGGAGAGCAAAUUUCUGAAGUUUCUUGGGUUUAUGUGGAAUCCACUGUCAUGGGUGAUGGAAGCUGCAGCUGUAAUGGCAAUUGCUCUUGCAAAUGGUGAUCGACAGCCACCUGACUGGGAAGAUUUUGUGGGAAUUAUUUGCUUGUUGGUUAUCAACUCAACUAUCAGUUUCAUUGAAGAAAACAAUGCUGGAAAUGCUGCUGCUGCUCUUAUGGCUGGUCUUGCUCCUAAGACAAAGGUUCUUAGAGAUGGCAAAUGGAGUGAGCAAGAGGCUGCAAUUCUAGUCCCAGGAGACAUCAUUAGCAUCAAACUUGGUGACAUUAUUCCGGCCGAUGCUCGUCUUCUAGAAGGCGAUCCUUUAAUGGUUGAUCAAGCAGCAUUGACAGGAGAAUCACUUCCUGUGACAAGACAUCCAGGUCAAGAAGUUUUCUCAGGUUCAACUUGCAAACAAGGAGAAAUCGAAGCCGUUGUCAUCGCAACCGGUGUUCACACAUUCUUUGGAAAAGCAGCUCAUUUGGUUGACAGUACAAACAAUGUUGGACAUUUCCAAAUAGUUCUUAAAUCCAUUGGAAACUUUUGUAUUUGCUCCAUUGCAGUUGGUAUGGUGGUUGAGAUUAUAGUCAUGUAUCCUAUCCAACAUCGCAAAUAUCGUGAUGGAAUCGACAACCUUUUAGUCCUCUUGAUUGGAGGAAUUCCGAUUGCUAUGCCGACUGUGUUGUCUGUGACAAUGGCUAUUGGGUCUCACAAACUUGCUCAACAAGGUGCUAUCACAAAGAGAAUGACUGCCAUUGAAGAAAUGGCUGGUAUGGAUGUUCUUUGCAGUGACAAGACAGGAACACUCACACUUAACAAAUUGAGUGUUGAUAGGAACUUGAUUGAAGUCUUUGCAAAGGGUGUGGAUAAGGAACAUGUCAUCCUUUUGGCUGCAAGGGCUGCUAGGACUGAAAAUCAAGAUGCUAUUGAUGCUGCUAUUGUUGGAAUGCUUGCUGACCCGAAAGAGGCGAGAGCGGGGAUAAGAGAGGUGCAUUUCUUUCCAUUCAAUCCUGUUGAUAAGAGAACUGCUUUGACAUAUGUUGAUGGUGAUGGAAGUUGGCAUAGGGCUAGCAAAGGUGCUCCUGAACAGAUCAUGAACUUGUGUAACCUUAAGGAUGAUGCUAAGAAGAAAGUCCAUGCUAUUAUUGAAAAGUUUGCAGAAAGAGGGCUGCGUUCACUUGGUGUUGCUAGACAGGAAGUUCCGGAGAAAACAAAGGAAAGUGCUGGUGCUCCAUGGCAGUUUGUUGGUUUGUUGUCAGUGUUUGAUCCUCCUAGGCAUGACAGUGCUGAAACCAUUAGGAGAGCUCUUAAUCUUGGUGUCAAUGUUAAGAUGAUUACAGGUGAUCAACUUGCCAUAGCUAAGGAGACUGGUAGGAGACUUGGUAUGGGAACCAAUAUGUACCCAUCUUCUACCUUGCUUGGUAAUGACAAAGAUGCAAAUAUUGCUUCAAUUCCAGUUGAAGAGUUGAUUGAGAAGGCAGAUGGAUUUGCUGGAGUUUUUCCAGAACACAAAUAUGAAAUUGUGAAGAAGUUACAAGAGAGGAAGCACAUUUGUGGAAUGACUGGAGAUGGUGUGAAUGAUGCACCUGCAUUGAAAAAAGCAGAUAUUGGAAUUGCUGUUGCUGAUGCAACUGAUGCUGCAAGAGGUGCUUCUGAUAUAGUCUUGACAGAACCUGGAUUGAGUGUUAUCAUCAGUGCUGUGUUGACAAGUAGAGCUAUUUUCCAAAGAAUGAAGAACUACACGAUCUAUGCUGUGUCUAUCACUAUCCGUAUAGUGUUUGGCUUCUUGUUAAUUGCACUGAUAUGGAAGUUUGACUUCUCUCCAUUCAUGGUUUUGAUUAUUGCCAUUUUAAAUGAUGGAACAAUCAUGACAAUUUCAAAGGACAGAGUUAAGCCAUCUCCAAUGCCUGAUAGCUGGAAACUUAGAGAAAUAUUUGUUACUGGUAUAGUGCUUGGAGGUUACUUAGCAAUGAUGACUGUGAUAUUCUUCUGGGUGGCGAAAGACACUAAGUUCUUUCCGAACAAGUUCGGAGUUAGAGAUAUUCAUGACAAUCAUGAUGAGUUAACAGCUGCUUUGUAUCUACAAGUUAGUAUAGUUAGUCAGGCUUUGAUCUUCGUUACCCGUUCGCGUAGCUGGUCUUAUGUCGAACGCCCCGGGAUGUUGCUAAUGGGUGCUUUCCUCACUGCUCAACUGAUUGCUACAUUAAUAGCAGUAUAUGCCAAUUGGGGAUUUGCAAGGAUCCAUGGAAUUGGUUGGGGUUGGGCAGGAGUGAUAUGGCUGUAUAGUAUUAUCUUCUAUCUUCCUCUUGACGUCAUCAAGUUUUUCAUUCGCUAUUUAUUGAGUGGUAAAGCUUGGCAAAAUCUUCUGGAAAACAAGACUGCCUUUACUACUAAGAAAGAUUAUGGAAAAGAAGAGAGGGAAGCUCAAUGGGCACUUGCUCAAAGGACACUUCAUGGACUUCAACCACCAGAAACUUCAAGUGUGUUCAAUGAGAAGAGUAGUUAUAGAGAAUUGUCUGAGAUUGCUGAGCAAGCUAAGAGACGUGCUGAAGUUGCUAGGCUUCGUGAGCUUCAUACACUUAAAGGGCAUGUUGAAUCUGUUGUGAAGCUAAAAGGGCUGGACAUAGACACUAUACAACAACAUUAUACUGUGUGACAUAAAGCAACAUACAAUGUUGUAGAUAUAAUUAAGGGGCCAACAAUAUUCAAUAUGGCAUACCUACAACAAGAAGAGAUAAAGCCAAUAUUAGGUAGGGAGAGAUUAAUCUUGUGAUAUUUCUCUCCCAGUGUCUUACUUUAUUAUUAAGUAAUGUAUUUCUAGUAAUCUCUUUUGAUGCUAGAGUCUUAAGUAGUGUUUAGUUUCAAAAACCUUGCUUCUCUAAUGCUUUUGAGUCCACCUUUCUCAAUUUAUUUGAGGUUUACAUGUUUUAUUGUAUGUCACUUUGAAAGUGGCAGUGAUUAGACAAUGAGUUACCUAUUAUUGGGAAACUUGUGGUGGAAAAAUAAGAGUGUAUGGAAGUCUUAAAAGGCAUCGUUACAAAUUAUAAACUUUGAGAUGGUUUCAACUCUAAAA